CGUGUUCGGUUUGUAUUUCCCGCCACUGUGUCAAAGUUGAAACCGGAAAUCUAAAAGAGUUAAUUUAAACAUGGCGUCGAUAACAAAACAGAAACCCAGUCCACUUGACAAACCUUUAAGUAAAGGAAAAGCAGAGGUCAAUAUUGCAACUUUUGCUUUAUUAUUUUCUGAAAUGGUGCAGUAUUGCCAGAAUAGAGUAUACAGUGUAUCAGAGCUCCAAACAAAGCUGUCUGAGAUGGGACAACAUGUGGGUUCACAUUUAUUAGACUUGCUGUUUGUUAGAGAACAAGGAUAUAAGAGAGAAACAAAGCUACUCAAAAUGUUACUGUUCAUCAAGACUAAUUUUUGGAAGACUUUAUAUGGAAAAGAAGCAGACAGAUUAGAACAUUCUAACGAUGAUGAAAGAACAUAUUAUAUAAUUGAAACCGAACAUCUGGUCAACAAAUUUAUAUCAGUACCAAAAGAUAAAGCAAAAUUAAACUGUGCAGCAUUUACAGCAGGUAUUAUAGAGGCUGUUCUAAAUGGAGCUAAUUUUCCUUGUAAAGUGACAGCUCAUUGGCAUAAAGGAACAACAUUUAUGAUAGAAUUUGAUGAAUCAGUUAUAGCAAGAGAUAAAAUGGUAGAAGGCAGAUAAUUGACGAACCACUUACAUUUAUUUUUGUGAACAAUGCUCUAUGACAUUAUUUUUAUUUUAUAAUUAUUACAUGUAUUCCUUUGAAUAAAUUCAAAAUUCGUAAAUGUGAAAUGUUUGUAGUUAUUAUA
Molecule: messenger RNA, 762 nt
Organism: Mytilus trossulus (common blue mussel)
Lineage: Eukaryota; Metazoa; Mollusca; Bivalvia; Mytilida; Mytilidae
Product: trafficking protein particle complex subunit 5-like
Exons: 7
Coding region: 71-634 (187 amino acids)
Biological process (GO): endoplasmic reticulum to Golgi vesicle-mediated transport
Cellular component (GO): TRAPPII protein complex; TRAPPIII protein complex; TRAPPI protein complex
Source: RefSeq, a predicted model, not a curated record